AUGGAAGAAGAAGUUUAUAAUGACAUUUUAAAACAGUUACCUUCAUAUACGUUAUAUAAUAAAUUUAAUUCUGAGAUUAAGGAGGUAAAAUAUAACAACGCUUGUAAAAUACCUGAUUCAGUAACAAGUGAAUACAAGGAUAAUUGUAUUAAUCUUUGUAAAAAAGUUGCAAGAAAUUUAGAGGAUUUACAUAAAAAGGAUAAGUCAUGGAGUUAUGAAAACCGUUGUUCACAUUAUAAAUACUGGUUAUAUGAAGAAAUAAGAAAAUUUUUUAAAGAUGAUGCGAAACCAAAUGAUGUGGAAGCAGUUAUUACCGAAUUUCUUAGAGUUCAAUCCCUUCUUACUACAGAUUAUCAAAUAUUAAAUUGUGAUUAUAAAUUUUCACAAACAAAUUUACAGGAAUUGAAAAAUAAAAUAGAAGAAAAAUAUAUGUUUGAUUACUUUACAAAUUAUGAACAUAUUAAAGCUAAAGAAACUUGUGUUAAUGUAGAAAUUGAUAAAUAUAAAAAAUAUCUUAAUUCUAUUCUUGAAUUAUACAAUAGUAAAAAAAGGGACUGUUGUGUGGAAAAAAUAUCGAAGUGUCCAAACUACUUUUUAAAUUGUGAUAAUGAAUUUAAUCCAAGUGAACUCAUAUCUAUAUUAGGAUCCUCGUAUGACGGAAAUUGUAAUGGACUAAAAAGUUUUGAAGGAACUAAAAUCUCUGAAGAAAAAUUAGAAUCUAGCGAUUUGGAACAAGAUUUUUUGGAUACAAUUCAUUUCACUAAUUGCCAUGUUAAGAAUAAUGACAAAGAAUUAUCAUGUGGUUUUGUCCGAGCAUCUGCCUUGACACGUAGAAAUAUGAUUGAUGUUGUAAACAGUGGACAGGAGAACGGCGAACGAUCCUAUUCAGAAGAUCGAACGUCUGUAUCGAGUAUACAUUCAAAACAUGCGGCACUACAUGAAGAAGUUAGAAAAAUAGCGGGUAUUAGUUCAGAAGAAACGAAUAAUCUGUCUACUCUUAAAAAAAAAGAAGGAGUUGAUCUUAGGUGGAACAUAAGCAAAGAUGGAACACUACGUUGUACUUCGGAGAUCCUAGAGAAAGAUACAUCAGGACCUUGCACAUAUAUGGAAGAAUUGGUUAAAGAAGGUAUUUUUAUAAAAUUAGAAAAUUCUUUGGGUUAUCGAUUAAAGAAGGGGGAGACGUGGCCUCCCAAAGCAUUAAAAAUAGUUAUUAAAAAAAAAAACCAAAGUCAAAUGGAGAAUUAUAAAUCGCAAAAAUUAGGAUAUACUGAACAUGCAUUAAUUUUAAAGCCUAAAGAAUUAAGGUUUUAUGAUAUCGAAAAUCCAAAUGCAGAAACCUACCCCGAAAAAGAUGCAGAAACGUAUGUAUUACAGAACACUUUUGUCCGUGUUUCCAUUGUAGUUGCUUUAGUAAUGGGAAUAAUUAUGGUUUUGUUCCUUUAUUUCAAAUUUACUAUCUUUGGAUCAUAUGUAGGUAAAAUUAAAAACAGGAAAAAAAGAUAUAGAAUUUAUUUGGCUGACUUAAAUACCCAAAGAUCCUCAAAGAGAUACAUAAAACGUACUUAUAGAAAUACCAACAGAAGGAGAUUUAGUGUAGUAAACAUAGAACAAUGA
Messenger RNA from Plasmodium malariae, 1614 nucleotides. RefSeq names its product PIR protein. NCBI's taxonomy places the organism in Eukaryota, Apicomplexa, Aconoidasida, Haemosporida, Plasmodiidae. Bases 1 to 1614 code for a protein of 537 amino acids. The record is from RefSeq and is a predicted model, not a curated record. The transcript is spliced from 3 exons.